UGAGACGUCCUCCAUCUCUGAUUGACUCAGACUGGAGUGUAACCAGGGAGACUUGCGCGUGACGACCUGCUGCUGCUGCUGCUGACUCUCAGUCCCGGGUGGAAGUCAGAUAAGUAGCGCUGUGACACCUGGAGAGAAGAACCACAGCCAUCCAUUCAAAAUGAAAGUGGAUAUGUUGUUACCCGUGUCAACAAUCGUCAGUGUUGCGUUAUUCGCCUACAUGAAAUCAGGGCUAAAGGACCGGGAAAAAGAGGAGAGACGCCUCAGGUUCCAGGACAUUAAGCUGCGAGUGACGUUCGACGUGCUCCAAGAGUACCAGAAGGACAGCUCCGUCAUCCAGGAGCAGCUGAAUCGAGCCAUGGAACAGUACAAUCCCCAGGAGGAAGAGCUGAAAAAUCUCCAGAUGAAGCAGCGGCAGACGAAGGAUAAUCUGGAGAUCUGUCAGUCGAGCGUGAAAGAGGCAUUGGAUGCCCUAGCGAUUGCAGAGACAGAAUUCAAUGACGUAAAAGCGUUGCUUGAUAAGGAGGCGGCUGAAUGGAACACGGAGGCAGAGCCACUGAAACAGCAGCUACAGGCACGGAGUCCAGUGUGUGACCACGUGAAGGAAGAAUCAAAAGAAGCAGCAAGCAAGUGGUGUAACAUGAAGCAAAAGGAGGAGCCCCCCAAGCCAGAGGAGCCUAAACAGGAGGCGCCCAAGCCAGAGGAGCCUAAACAGGAGCCCCCAAGCCAGAUGAGCUUAAACAGGAGGGCCAAGCCAGAGGAGCCUAAGGCCAGAGGAGCCUAA
Solea senegalensis (Senegalese sole) is the source of this 784-nucleotide messenger RNA. RefSeq lists its product as uncharacterized. The coding region runs from base 161 to 784 and encodes 207 amino acids. The record is from RefSeq and is a predicted model, not a curated record. NCBI's taxonomy places the organism in Eukaryota, Metazoa, Chordata, Actinopteri, Pleuronectiformes, Soleidae. The transcript has 4 exons.